Molecule: messenger RNA, 1780 nt
Organism: Prunus avium (sweet cherry)
Lineage: Eukaryota; Viridiplantae; Streptophyta; Magnoliopsida; Rosales; Rosaceae
Gene: MAN7
Product: Glycosyl hydrolase superfamily protein
Biological process (GO): polysaccharide catabolic process
Molecular function (GO): mannan endo-1,4-beta-mannosidase activity
Source: RefSeq, a predicted model, not a curated record
AGACGAGAGAAAGGUAUGUGAAACGUGAGAUAGGCAAGUUUAUUUGCUGUGCAUAGAGUAAAUUUGGGUUAAGAAAUUUACCAUCAGGGCACAGGUAGUUUCAUUUUCGGGAUUGUUCAGCUCAAAGGGGCACCAGUUAUUGGCAGUUUCUCUCUUGUGUCGACUACUGUUUUAUUUUUCUUUAUUUAUUUGUAGUUGUAAGAAGACAAUUCUCAUCUUCAGGCUUUAUCCAACUUCCUUUAGCUAAGGAUUCGGUGCUCCACAUUAAGAGAGAUGAAGCAUCUAGCUUUGGCUCUUUUUUUAGCUAUUCUGAUCCACCAACAAGGUUUUCCCAUCCAUGUUGAAGCAGGUGAUGGCUUCAUCAGAACCAGGGGAGUGCAUUUUCUUUUGAAUGGUAGCCCAUACUAUGCAAACGGCUUCAAUGGCUACUGGUUGAUGUAUGUGGCUUCUGACCCAUCUCAGAGGUACAAAGUUUCAUCUGUUUUUCGUGAAGCAACUAGCCAUGGGCUCACAGUGGCUAGAACUUGGGCUUUCAGUGAUGGAGGUUACAGGCCUCUUCAAUACUCCCCUGGCUCCUACAAUGAGCAAAUGUUCAAGGGGUUGGAUUUUGUUAUAGCUGAGGCCAGAAGGUAUGGGAUUAAGCUGAUAUUAAGCUUGGUGAACAACUAUGAGAGCUUUGGUGGAAGGAAGCAGUAUGUGAACUGGGCAAGAAGUCAGGGGCAUUACCUGACAUCUGAUGAUGAUUUCUAUAGAAACCCUGUUGUUAAGGGUUACUACAAGAACCAUGUAACUACUGUUCUUAACAGAUAUAACAGCUAUACUAGAGUUCAUUACAAAGAUGACCCAACAAUUAUGGCCUGGGAGCUUAUCAAUGAACCUAGAUGCACAUCAGAUCCUUCAGGAAGGACUGUUCAGGCUUGGAUAAUGGAAAUGGCUUCUCAUGUGAAAUCAAUAGACAGAAACCACUUGCUGGAAGCUGGUCUAGAAGGAUUUUAUGGACAAGCAAUACCUCAGAGGAUGAGACUCAACCCUGGUUUCAAUAUAGGAACAGACUUUAUUGCAAACAAUCGGAUUCCCGGCAUCGAUUUUGCAACAGUUCACUCUUAUCCUGAUCAAUGGUUGUCUAGCUCAAAUGAUCAAAAUCAGCUCUCUUUCUUGAACAACUGGCUCGACACCCACAUCCAAGAUGCACAAUACAUUCUUCGAAAGCCGGUGUUCAUCACAGAAUUUGGGAAAUCUUGGAAAGAUCCUAGUUUCAACACCUACCAAAGAGACUUGCUCUUCAACACUGUGUAUUCCAAGAUAUACUCUUCAGCAAGAAGAGGAGGAGCAGCUGCUGGGGGCCUAUUCUGGCAACUUCUCACUGAAGGCAUGGACUCGUUCGGUGAUGGGUACGAUAUAGUUCUGAGCCAGAGUCCCUCAACUGCAAAUGUAAUUGCUCAACAAUCUCACAAGCUCUAUCAGAUCAGGAAGAUUUUUGCCAGGAUAAGAAAUGCUCAGAUGUGGAAAAGGGCAAGGGCCAUUAGAAGGGCUGAAUGGCUGGCUAGAAACAAAGGCAAGCGUAUAGGAAAUUGAUCGAAUGCAUUACCUUGUGAGGUUGCUGUAUGGUUUUACCUCUUAGAGAUGAUUCAGACGAAUGUUUUUUUCGUCCAGGAGGGAAAUUUGUGUCACCUAGUAUUGUGCUUUUCUUUCCCCUGCAUAUAUUUAUGUUAUGAAGUGUGAACUGAGUCGUUUAGGCAGAGUUUUCUGAUUUAUAAAGUCAAACUUGUUUAUUUCUUUC